Molecule: messenger RNA, 2364 nt
Organism: Lepus europaeus (European hare)
Lineage: Eukaryota; Metazoa; Chordata; Mammalia; Lagomorpha; Leporidae
Gene: FBLN1
Product: fibulin 1
Exons: 17
Coding region: 24-2144 (706 amino acids)
Biological process (GO): extracellular matrix organization
Cellular component (GO): extracellular region
Molecular function (GO): calcium ion binding; peptidase activator activity
Source: RefSeq, a predicted model, not a curated record
GCGCCUUUGUCCCCGCCGGCCCCAUGGAGCGCGCCGCGCCGUCGCGCCGGGUCCCGCUGCCGCUGCUGCUGCUCGGCGGCCUCUUGCUGCUGGCGGCCCGAGGGGCCGCGGACGUGUCCAUGGAGACCUGCUGUGCAGACGGACAUCGCAUGGCCACCCAGCACAGGGACUGCUCACUGCCCUACGUCUCGGAGUCCACCGAGUGCAGGAUGGUCCAGGAGCAGUGCUGCCACAGCCAGCUGGAGGAGCUGCACUGUGCCACGGGCAUCAACCUGGCCAGCGAGCAGGACAGCUGUGCCGCGCCCCGCGGGGACAACGCCAGCCUGGAGGCCGUGUUCGUGAAGAGGUGCUGCCACUGCUGCCUGCUGGGGAAAGCGGCCCAGGCCCAGGGCCAGAGCUGCGAGUACAGCCUCAUGGUGGGCUACCAGUGCGGCCUGGUGUUCCGCGCCUGCUGCGUGAAGGGCCAGGAGACGGCGGACUUCGUGCCUGGGGACGUUGUGGACCUCCGGGAAACAGCUAAGGUCUCUGAGCCGGAGGAAGAGCAAGAGGACCCCUACCUGAAUGACCGCUGCCGAGGCGGCGGACCCUGUAAGCAGCAGUGCCGCGACACCGGGGAGGAGGUGGUCUGCUCGUGCUUCGUGGGCUACCAGCUGAUGGCCGACGGCGUGUCCUGCGAAGACGUGAACGAGUGCAUCACCGGCGGCCACCACUGCCAGCUUGGAGAAUCCUGCAUCAACACCGUGGGCUCCUUCCGCUGUCAGCGCGACAGCAGCUGUGGCACUGGCUACGAGCUCACGGACGACAAUAAGUGCAAAGAUAUUGACGAGUGUGAGAGUGGUAUUCAUAACUGCCUCCCCGAUUUUAUCUGUCAGAAUACUCUGGGAUCCUUCCGCUGCAGACCCAAGCUACAGUGCAAGAGUGGCUUUAUACAAGAUGCUCUAGGCAGCUGUAUUGAUAUCAAUGAAUGCUUAAGUAUCAGUGCCCCGUGCCCCGUGGGGCAGACAUGCAUCAACACGGAGGGCUCCUACACGUGCCAGAAGAACGUGCCCAACUGUGGCCGUGGCUACCACCUCAACGACGAGGGGACGCGCUGUGUGGACGUGGACGAGUGUGCGCCGCCCUCCGAGCCCUGUGGCAAGGGGCACCGCUGUGUGAACUCCCCCGGCAGCUUCCGCUGCGAGUGCCAGCCUGGCUACUACUUCGACGGCAUCAGCAGGACGUGCGUGGACAUCAAUGAGUGCCAGCGCUACCCCGGGCGCCUGUGUGGCCACAAGUGCGAGAACACGCCAGGCUCCUACCACUGCAGCUGCUCCACGGGCUUCCGGCUCUCCGUGGACCGCCGGUCAUGUGAAGACGUGAACGAGUGCAGCAGCAACCCCUGCAGCCAGGAGUGUGCCAACGUCUACGGCUCCUACCAGUGCUACUGCCGGCGCGGCUACCAGCUCAGCGACGUGGACGGCGUCACCUGCGAAGACAUCGACGAGUGUGCCCUGCCCACCGGGGGCCACAUCUGUUCCUACCGCUGCAUCAACGUCCCCGGGAGCUUCCAGUGCAGCUGCCCCCCGAACGGCUACAGGCUGGCCCCCAACGGCCGCAACUGCCAAGACAUUGACGAGUGUGUGACUGGCGUCCACAACUGCUCCAUCAACGAGACCUGCUUCAACAUCCAGGGCAGCUUCCGAUGCCUGGCCUUCGAGUGCCCCGAGAACUACCGCCGCUCGGCAGACACGCUCCGGCAGGAGAAGACCGACACGGUGCGCUGCAUCAAGUCGUGCCGCCCCAGCCACAUGGCCUGCCUGCUGGACCCCGUGCACACCGUCUCCCACACUGUCAUCUCGCUGCCCACCUUCCGUGAGUUCAGCCACCCUGAAGAGAUCGUCUUCCUGCGGGCCGUCACGCCGCUGUACCCCGCCAACCAGGCCGACAUCAUCUUCGACAUCACAGAAGGGAACCUGCGGGAGUCCUUCGACAUCAUCAAACGCUACAUGGACGGCAUGACCGUGGGCGUUGUGCGCCAGGUGCGGCCCAUCGUGGGCCCGUUCCACGCCGUGCUGAAGCUGGAGAUGAACUAUGUGGUUGGGGGUGUGGUCUCCCACCGGAACAUCGUCAACGUCCACAUCUUCGUCUCCGAGUACUGGUUCUAAAGGACAGUCCCGGGCGCAGCCACGGGCGCGCCCCCGGCCACGUCACUGCCACCCCACUUCCGUCCUGCACCUGUCUGCACCGCUCAGACAGCUCUUAGCGCUAUGCGUUGGUUUGUAGCGUUAGGCCGCCGUGUAUUAAGCUGAGCCAGAGGAGCAAGUCCGUCUGUUGUAUUUUGAUGUUGAAAUAAUGAGUCCAGUUGCCCGACUGCCUGGUUGAAAA